AGUUAGCAAUAGAUAUUUGGUUCUUCAAAUAAGUUUAUUAAUAUAAUCAAAGACUUUCGUAACAUAAAAUAGUCCAUAUUGUUACAAGGUUGAGUUGACAAGGAUAAAAUCGUCAAUGAAAAUGAUAGUCUUGAAUAGCAUCAUUCUUAGUUAGCGAACUUGGUUGAAGUAUAGGAAAAAAACACUGAGUAGUGUUUUUUGAUUUAUUUGUUUAUUUUUUUUAAAAAAAAAUGGAUGCAGUUCUUCAAGCAUAUGACACGGUCAAAGUCUACAGAUUCCAAGAAUGAAAGAAAAGAUGAAUCAGAAAACGUCAAGCAUAGGCACGGUCAAAAUCUUCAGAUUCAAAGAAUGAAAGAAAAAGUAAAUAAAGACUCUAAGCAUAGGCACGGUCAAGGUCUUCAGAUUCAAAGAAUGAAAGAAAAAGUAAAUAAAGACUCUAAGCAUAGGCACGGUCAAGGUCUUCAGAUUCGAAUAAUGAAAGAAAAAGUGAAUAAAAAGACUCUAAGCAUAGGCACGGUCAAAGUCUUCAGAUUCGAAUAAUGAAAGAAAAAGUGAAUAAAAAGACUCUAAGCAUAGGCACGGUCAAAGUCUUCAGAUUCGAAUAAUGAAAGAAAAAGUGAAUAAAAAGACUCUGAGCAUGGGCACGGUCAAAGUCUUCAGAUUCCAAGAAUGAAAGAAAAAGUGAAUAAAAAGACUCUGAGCAUGAGCACGGUCAAAGUCUUCAGAUUC
Messenger RNA from Phycomyces blakesleeanus NRRL 1555(-), 729 nucleotides. RefSeq lists its product as hypothetical. Bases 235 to 540 code for a protein of 101 amino acids. The record is from RefSeq and is a predicted model, not a curated record. The transcript has a single exon. Lineage: Eukaryota; Fungi; Mucoromycota; Mucoromycetes; Mucorales; Phycomycetaceae.